AUGUUCAGGAGCGGAAAGAUCACGGUUUGGAUAACAGCUGGCGACAAGAGCCGGGCCGAUAGCCUAUCAUUUUCUAAGUCAUACCCUGCCCGGCCUUUGCGGGGCCUCAACUCAUAACGGCCGGCCAAGUCCAAAAAAAGCAUGUUAUUAAGUCGAAAAAUCAGACGUUUGUUUGACAAAAACGUUUUUGGUUUCAUUUUUCACUUACUUAAGAUAUUAAGAGAAACUCUGAGUCAAAGUCGCGUUUUUUUAACAAUAGAAAAAGAAACUUAUGAGUGAAUGUUUUUUUCGUCCGGAUAAAAAAGUUUAUAAGAUUCCAAAAAAAUUUAUUCGUGGCGCAGUCUAUUCGCAAAAAACGUCUAAAAGCCCCGGCUGACAUAGCCUAGAUCGCCCAGCCUGAAGAACAAGCAUGGAUAAAUUAUAUAUAUCUAGAUAAUAGAUCUUGGAAACAAGAUCUGUUAAAUCCCAUAGCCUCCGAGGAAAAAUCUCCUAAAAAAACUUGAGGAAGAAUCUUGUACUCGUAGGGACCAAAAGAAAAAUUAUGGAAAAUGAGAUUUUAUCACACCGAAUCCACAUCGCUCUUUCAUUCUGCACCUUUUCAAAGUAGGAGUCGCUCCGGCUGACAUCAUUAAACGGCUCGCAGUCCCAAGUAGAACCGUCUAUGACUCGAUUUCUCGUUUCAAAAAGCUCAGCACGUCCUUGGAUAGAUGUAGGAGAGGAAGAAAAGCAACAGCCGUCACUCCAGACCGGAUCAAAGCUGUGAAAGAGAGAAUCAGAAGAAAUCCACUUCGGAGCAUCAGAAAGAUGGCGAAAGAUAUGAAAACUAGUCAAAGUUUGAUGGAAAGGAUCCUCAAAGACAAGCUGAAGCUCAUCUGUUAGCAUGUAAAAUAAGCAGCCAUUCUCUCGGAAGCUACAACCAAGAAACGGCUCGAAAUAUCAAGAGAGCUCCUUCAGCGCACGCGCACUAGUGAACACUUGGUUACAACGUUCUCUGACGAAAAGCUGUUCACGGUACAGGCCGAUUUCAACUCUCAGAAUCAUCGAGUACUUGCUAAGACGUCUGAGGAAGCUUUUGGCAACGGAAGGACCAUUCAUCAAGCCUCUCACCCCGCUAGUGUGAUGGUUUUCGGAUCAGGGUCUGCUGAUGGCAAAACACCAUUGCUAUUUGUCGAUCAAGAAGUCAAAAUCGACAAGGAAGUCUACAUUUCGGAGAUUUUGGAAAAGACACUUCUUCCCUGGACUCAGAAGCACUUCAAUAGACGUCACUGGGUGUUCCAACAAGGCGGUGCUACAGCACACACAGCCAAGUUGUCGCAACAGUGGUCCGAGAGUCGUUUGCCUGCGUUCAUCCCGAAGGACUAA
Messenger RNA from Caenorhabditis auriculariae, 1362 nucleotides. NCBI's taxonomy places the organism in Eukaryota, Metazoa, Nematoda, Chromadorea, Rhabditida, Rhabditidae. The record is from the annotation of a GenBank genome assembly.